Molecule: messenger RNA, 321 nt
Organism: Seminavis robusta
Lineage: Eukaryota; Bacillariophyta; Bacillariophyceae; Naviculales; Naviculaceae
Source: the annotation of a GenBank genome assembly
AUGGAGAUACCUGCCAACCCUGAAUCCAAUGACUGGCUUUGGAUUUAUGGGGACCUGGUCACUGGCAUUGGACAAGGCAAAUGGGCACGUACCCAGAUGGAGGGUUGCAUGGUUCGUUACAAGCAAUCCAGUCCUGGCAUCCGUGAAGUGAACAUCUACUUGGAAGGAUCAAAGGAGAAGAUGCAAUUCAAGUCCUUCAAGUCCUUCGUCCGUGUAGAUGUUGACUGGCUUGACUCUGAAAACUACCAUGGAUCUUCUGGCCUUUUGGGAAGCUAUGAUCACAAUGGUGCUCGCCUUGUCGAGAUGGCAAAACUCUCAUGA